AUGCUUAAGAACAACAGAAAAAAAUACAUCAAAAUGAAGCUUUUGAGAAUGGUGAUCAAUAAUUUCACCCAUUUGUCCCUUGUAAAUUCAUCCACCUUUCAAGACCUUCCACUCUCCUUUACCUACUUCUUAGUUGGAACAAUUUUACUCGCUGCAGUUUCCUACUUUGCUCUGAAAUCGAAUUGUGUCUUUCUUAUAGACUUCACCUGUUAUCUUCCAGCAGAUUACUUGCGAUCCCCGACCUCGCACUUCACAGAACAUACAGAGUUAAGUGGUGUGUUCAGCAGAGAGAGCCUUGAUUUCCAAAAGAGAGUUAUAGAAAGAUCAGGCAUUGGAGAUGAAGCUUGCUUUCCACUCACAAUGCAUGAGAUACCAGUAGAUACGUCUUUUAACUCGGCUCGAAAGGAAGUAGAAGAAGUCCUUUUCACAGUUGUGGAGGAUCUUUUUUCCAAGAACAGCAUUAAUCCUAAAAGCAUCGAUAUUCUGAUAUCGAACUGCAGCCUAUUCUGUCCUACUCCAUCAAUUACAGGAAUGAUCAUAAAUAAGUUUGGACUUAGGAGCAACAUAAAGAGCAUCAGCCUAAGUGGAAUGGGAUGCAGUGCUGGAAUCUUGUCCAUAGGUCUGGCUAAAGAACUUCUUAAAGUUCACAAGAACUCAUUGGCUUUAGUUCUGAGCAUGGAAGCUGUAACUCCCAGUGGUUACAGAGGUCAUACCAAAUCCAUGCUUAUUGCCAACACUAUAUUUCGCAUGGGUGGAGUUGCUGUUUUGCUAUCAAACAAGAAGCAAGACAAGUGGACAGCAAGGUACAAGCUUCAGCAUCUAGUCAGAACCCACAUGGGAGCUGAUGACCAAGCAUACCAUUCUGUUUUCCAACAAGUGGAUGAGAAUGGUAAAGUAGGAGUCUCCCUAUCAAGGGCACUUACACAUGCUGCAAGCAAAGCUUUAAGAACUAAUAUAUCCGAGCUGGGGCCUCUUGUGUUGCCAUACACUGAGCAGCUCCAAUAUGGAUGGUCACUGAUCCGUCAAAAGCUUUCAGUUGCAGCAAGAGAAAAUGAAAUACAUGUGCCAAAAUUCAAGAAAGCUUUUGACCAUUUCUGUAUACAUGCUGGAGGAAGGGCAAUAAUUGAUGCUGUGGAGAGUAAUCUCAAGCUGCAGAAAGAAGAGGGAGAAGCUUCAAGGAUGACCUUAUAUAGAUUUGGGAACACUUCAUCUUCUUCAGUUUGGUAUGAACUAUGCUACCUAGAAGCAAAGGGAAAGGUGAAGAAAGGAGACCGAAUUUGGCAAAUUGCAUUGGGAAGUGGCUUCAAAUGUAAUAGUGCAGUUUGGAAAUCCAUUUCUGAUGUCCAUCCAAAAGUAAGAAAUGCUUGGUCAGACAGAAUUCAUCUGUAUCCUGUAGAGACGUCCAUUGUCUCAUGACAAUGGACUAUCAAUUUCAUCCUAGAAUGAUAUGCUAUGGAAGUAGCAUUCUAGAGCUCACAUAUUUAAUUAGGCUAAGUACUCUCAUUUACUGCAGAUGUGCUUUAGUUAUUUCUACAUCAGUAAUAAAUUUGAAAGGUAAUCUGUGGAUGAAAAAUGAACCCAUUGCUACUUGAACAGGUCUUGAUCCAACAUACCCAUCUUUAU
Molecule: messenger RNA, 1623 nt
Organism: Manihot esculenta (cassava)
Lineage: Eukaryota; Viridiplantae; Streptophyta; Magnoliopsida; Malpighiales; Euphorbiaceae
Product: 3-ketoacyl-CoA synthase 7
Exons: 1
Coding region: 1-1416 (471 amino acids)
Biological process (GO): fatty acid biosynthetic process
Cellular component (GO): membrane
Molecular function (GO): acyltransferase activity, transferring groups other than amino-acyl groups
Source: RefSeq, a predicted model, not a curated record